GCCUCAGGUAAUUACUUCCUCAAAGAAUCAAUCAAUAAAAGGAGAUAAGGUAAAAAACUUGAAUGCUGCCAGGAAUAUGUAAUUGAACAUGAAUACGCAAGACCGUUCAACACCGUACACGAUCAAUCAAGAAUUCACAUUUGUUCUUUUAUCUAUCGCCACCGAGAUAAAUGAGUAAUUUUUGUCUUUUCUUUUUUGUUCUUUUUUUUUUUCUUUUAAGGCGGGUAAUAAUAUUUUUUUUUGAAACGAUAAGAUAUUGAAUGUUCAAUUGAUUGAGUGAGAGUGAGAGAGAAAUGCAAUGAUGUAAGUGGAUCAUUUUGGUGGAUGAUACCAUAUUUAAAUAACUAAUUGAAUAAUAUAUUAAAUAAAAAUGGGCUUCGCUCAUUCUGAUAAACGACAGUGGAUAAUCGCAGUGAUAAUAUACAUUUUAUUUUGUGGUGUAAUGGAUCUGAGAUUACAUUAUCGAAUGCGAAAUUAUGGUGUACGAGUGAUAAAUAAUAACAAUGGGAGUGAAACCAACUAUUUAUCAGACAUUAUUCCGUGCGAUUUGGAUCCACUGUGUGUUGUUACGAUAAAAGGACUUACAUUAGAUUAUAUAAACUUCUAUAUUCUUGGCCCAUUGGCUGGACUAACUGAAAAACUAAUGAGAUUGAGUGAGAGCACGUGGAUAUCGCCCAAUCUGAUAAGCAUAACUCACGUGUUUGUUGCUGUAUGUGCUGGACAAUUGAUUAGUAGAAAAUCAUUGAUGCAUCGCAGAUUUGGUGUAUUAGCGUUUCAAAUUCGAUCAUGGCUCGAUGAUUUGGAUGGUUUUGUUGCUAGAAAGAUACAUCAUGUUUAUGGUGAACAUUCCGAUGUUGGUAGUACAGGAUACUUCGUUGAUGCCAUCUGUGAUACACUAGGAACAGCUGCGCUUUUAAUUGGAAUAUUCAUUUAUUUGAAAAAUAAUAUGCCAAAAUAUUCUGGUUACAUGAAAUUGGAGCCUAUCGUGCCUGUCGCUGGUAGCCAAAUAGGUUCUUGUGUUGUUCAGAAGAAAAAAAUUCGUCAUAUCAGAGUUAUACCGACUAUUCUUCUUAUUACUGGAGAAUUAAUCAUCUCCAGUGCUUUAUGGAAUCGUUAUAUUGAUCUUUAUCAAAAUCUCUUGGAAUCAGACAACCUUAAUUUAUCCAUGACGCAGCAAGAGUUAUUUAAUAAGCAAUCUGAAGUUUUACGUCAGAAUUCAUUAUUAAUUACCACAACUCUUUGGCGCCUCAUUAAUCCCCACGCAUUAACCGAUUAUAUUUUAGCUGCAAUAUUUAUUGAUCGUUUGUGGUCAUAUAUGCAUUCCAUCCGGUGGAUUGGAUAUAUUUUUAUAUUCGUGGUAGUUUAUUAUACAGAGUUUCAGUAUAUGCAAAGUAGCAGAUACAUAAUGGAUGUUGGAGCUCUAGUUGUUUCGGAAAUUAACGCAAAUAGUACUGUGUCUUAAUACUAUUCAUUUUCAACUGUAUAGAAUAUUUAUGUAAAAAUUAUAUAUUACUACAUGUAAUGAGAUAUAUGUUUUUGUACGCAUAUAAUCUUCAUUUUUGAAUAUAUCCUUAAUUUUUCCAUA
Fopius arisanus is the source of this 1585-nucleotide messenger RNA. RefSeq names its product Ceramide phosphoethanolamine synthase (gene Cpes). The coding region runs from base 371 to 1462 and encodes 363 amino acids. The record is from RefSeq and is a predicted model, not a curated record. Gene Ontology annotation, cellular component: membrane. The transcript has a single exon. Gene Ontology annotation, molecular function: phosphotransferase activity, for other substituted phosphate groups. Gene Ontology annotation, biological process: phospholipid biosynthetic process. NCBI's taxonomy places the organism in Eukaryota, Metazoa, Arthropoda, Insecta, Hymenoptera, Braconidae.